AAGAAGCAGAUGUAAAGAAUAUGGCAUCUAUUUCAUUACCAAGGAGUUUAUUAAAACAUCUGAAAGACGAAGAAAGGGCAUGCAUUUCACGAAUAACCUUUUUCUCCAUGCGGGACGAUAAGCUAUACAGGGUAAAACAAAAAUCCAAUACCCAAGGAAAUACUAAGAUUAACAGCUAUGUUCUUGCUGCCAAUGUUCCCAACGUUCCAAUAAAGAAGCUUGACGAACCACUUAAUAUAACCUUUAAUUUAAUAAACCAGAAUGCCAGCAACCUAAAAUGUGUUUACUGGGAUGAAAGCCCAGGACUGAGUCCCCGUUGGUCGCCAAACGGCUGCAAAGUAUCCAAAUAUGUACCUGGAAAACAAAUAAUUUGUUCCUGUAAUUAUCUAACAAGUUUUGCCGUAAUGGAUGUCUACCAGAAUGAAGGAGAGAAGGAAAAUGUAAAUGACUUAUCUAUUAUAUCUAACACUGGCUGUGGAAUAUCAUUUGUCUUUCUCGUUCUUACAAUAAUAAUUCAUGUUUGUUUCAG
This is a messenger RNA of Octopus bimaculoides (California two-spot octopus), 529 nucleotides long. Its product is annotated as adhesion G protein-coupled receptor G6. Gene Ontology annotation, biological process: G protein-coupled receptor signaling pathway; cell surface receptor signaling pathway. Gene Ontology annotation, cellular component: membrane. Gene Ontology annotation, molecular function: G protein-coupled receptor activity. NCBI's taxonomy places the organism in Eukaryota, Metazoa, Mollusca, Cephalopoda, Octopoda, Octopodidae. The record is from RefSeq and is a predicted model, not a curated record.